This is a messenger RNA of Aplysia californica (California sea hare), 4597 nucleotides long. Its product is annotated as dipeptidyl peptidase 4. The record is from RefSeq and is a predicted model, not a curated record. Gene Ontology annotation, biological process: proteolysis. NCBI's taxonomy places the organism in Eukaryota, Metazoa, Mollusca, Gastropoda, Aplysiida, Aplysiidae. Gene Ontology annotation, molecular function: serine-type endopeptidase activity; dipeptidyl-peptidase activity.
ACGUAUGUGUGUAUGCGUGUAUGUGCGUGUAUGUGUGUGUGUGCGUGUGCCCAGGCAGGUAGUGUGAGUAAUGAGCAGUGAAGGUAACGUCCCACGUGCGCUGUAGCGGCUCACGUUCCACCGAUAGAUGCCUGGUCCAGUCGCGGGCCGGAGAUACACCCGUUUGGACAUGGAGGAGGACCGAGAGGCUGCCAGCCACAGACCUCUCACAGCCGCCGAGGAAGGGAGGAAGACACAGAGAGCCUCGGCGAAAAGUUUACGUUUGAGGACUACCUGUCCAGUCACUACACACCUGGGGAAGUACAUGUCCAGUGGAUUCCAGGAGGCAAUGAGUUCUUGUUCAAAAGCAAGAAUGGCGAAAUCCGAAUUUUCAACUGUUCUUCCAAUUCCUCGAGAGUCAUCAUGGAUAACAGCACCUACGUGUUGAUCUUUGAAAACAACAUUUACUACAAAGCCGACCUGAAAGCCACACCCAUUCAACUCACGGACACUGGUAUUCCUGGGCUGUACUACAACGGUGUGCCGGACUGGGUCUACGAGGAGGAAGUCUUCAGCACCGAUCACGCCCUCUGGUUCUCUCAUGGAGGCAGCUAUUUGCUCUAUGCUUUCUUCAACGAUUCUACUGUUCCCACAUUCUACUUUCCAUGGUAUGGAGACCUCGAUAACUCCUAUACAGGGGAGUAUAAGAUCGCCUACCCGAAGGCGGGCUACCCUAACCCUGUCUUCACCUUGUACCUCAUGAGAAUGUCGGACCAAUCGAAGAUCGCCAUUUCUCCCCCGGAUGAACUGGCCACGAAUGACUACCUUUUCACGAACGUGGCCUGGCGGAAUGAUGAUGAGGUACUUAUCACCUGGAUGAACCGAGUGCAGAACCAUGCGGUGGUAACUCUGUGCAGAUCCUCUGACGCCCAGUGUAAAGUCAGUUUGGAGGUCAAAUCAGAAUCAGGAUGGUUGGAAUUGUUUACUCCGCCUUUGGUAGCAGCUGAUGGUUCCAAAUAUUUCUGGAUUUUGCCUCAGAGAGAAGGAGAAGAUGGUUUCUAUAAACAUGUUGCAAUGAUUGAGUUCAGAGAGUGGAAUCAGAUGGAUCGGAAAUCUUUUCUCACUGAUGGAAAGUGGGUCGUAUCAACACUGGUCAAUUACAAUGAAGAAAAAGAUAUGCUAUACUAUCUGACUCCCCACAUUGAUCCUCGUCAGAUGCAUUUGUACAGUGUGGAAGUUUCAAUCAAGCAAACGAGAUGUCUCACAUGUGACUACAGCAAGGACUGUCUAUACAACGAAGUAUCAAUGUCUUCCACAACAGACUUCUACAUUCUCAAAUGUUUAGGACCUGGUGUUCCGAAAUAUUCUCUCAUGAACAUUGAUGGGACUGAAAUUGAAAGAAUGGAGAACAACACUGCAGUAGCAGCGAGACUCGCCAAGAAAGCCUUGCCAUGGAUAAAAUAUGAACAGAUUGAGCUGGACACUGGAGAAAAAAUGUGGGCAAAAAUGUAUAUGCCGCCAGUUCUGAAGACGGAGGAGACUUUGAAAUACCCUCUGCUGCUUCAUGUAUAUGGUGGGCCAAAUUCUCAGAUGGUCACAGAAAAGUAUUCUGUUGCCUGGGAGACAUACCUGACCAGUUCAAGAGACACAAUCGUUGCCAUGGUUGAUGGUAGAGGUUCAGGGGGACGUGGCGACAAGUUCCUCCAUGCCAUUUACAGGAAAUUGGGCUCAUUUGAAGUUGAUGAUUCCAUAACUGCAGCUAAAUACUUUGAGACGUUACAUUAUGUGGACGAAAAAGCCAUGGCCAUUUGGGGUUGGUCUUAUGGAGGCUAUGUAACAGCAAGUGCUUUGGGACGUAAAGAGCAUCCCUUCAAAUGUGGCAUCUCUGUUGCACCGGUAACAGACUGGAUCUAUUAUGACACCAUCUACACUGAGAGAUACAUGGGCCUUCCUACCACAGAUGACAACAUUGCUGCCUACAAGUUUGCCAAUGUUUCUAUGUACGCUGAGAAUUUCAAAAAGUCUUCAUUCAUGCUGGUACAUGGAACUGCUGAUGAUAAUGUCCACUUCCAACAAUCAGCCCAGCUAAUGAAAGCACUUACUGAAGCUGAUGUGUACUUCAGGUUUUUGAUGUACCCAGACAAGAAUCAUAUGCUGGUUGGGGGAAAUACUCAGAAGCACCUAUAUGCACAGAUGGAAGACUUUCUUAUCGAGUGUUUUGAUGGAGCCUCUGAGUUAUUUGGAAUAUCUGCUUCUGGAGGGACUGAAGAGUCUUAAUGAUAAUUAAUUUUGCUUAGAUAGUAUGCACAUUUAUGUCAGUGGGGAUGUAUGAUGUGUGUGUAAGUGUGUGUGUGUAAGUGUGUGUGUGUGUAUGUAUGAAUGUGCGUAUGUGUGUAUGUAUAUGUGUGUGUGUGUGUGUGUGUGUGUGUGUGUGUGUGUGUGUGUUUGCGUGUGUGUGUGAGUUUGUAAAUGUUUGUAUGUAUUUUGAGUGCAAUUGAGCGACUAAAACUGUUGGGCAUAGAAACCUUUGUCUUAUUACGAUAGGUGGUGUGAGCAUGUAUAACACACGUGUAAUGGAGGAUGAAAGUUCUUGAAGUUUGAACUGUGCAAUGAUGGCAUUGCUUAUUUUGCAUUAAUGAGAUAGGGCCUCGUGAUUCACCUGAGACUCAGGUGAUGUUUUACAUGUGUGUGAAUGCAUUUAAUUGUAUGAGUAUUUCAGUCGAUGUCUGGUUUUUGCAAGAUGUAGGUCUAGUGUUUCCACCUUUCACUUGAAAAGUGAAGGAGACAAAGGGCUGUUUUUUGCUUUUUAUGUUUGUUUUGUAAUUAUUCUCAAGAUUAUUAUUCAGAAGACACACCUUUCCAAUCCAUCCAUUUCCAUGUGACUACAAAUUUAGUUUCGAAUGAUGGGCAAGUGUUUUGAUAAGUUGAUGCAAUAUUGCAUGAAUGUCUGCGCCUACUAAGACAUUUAGUUGGUAUAAUCUGUGAAAAAGGAUUUUGAUGUCAAACUCUAAAAUUUGAAAUGAUUCUUAAGUCAAAAGUGUGCGCCUGUCUUGAUGCAUUAUGUUCCAUCCGAAAUGUGUAUGAAUGCACAAUUAUGUACUUUGCUCUUGCAAAUGAAGUUCUAUAGACACUCUACCUUUUUUUACUUUCAAUCAUAAUAAUCAUUUUAUCAACGUGGAACUUAAAAGUCAUCAUAAAGUCAACAUAACUUACCUAAAGAAACAGGAAUGUGAAUAAAAUUUACCAUGUAGAUUUGUAACUAUGAAUAAUAUCAAACUAAUCAGAAUCUUUUUGUUCAUUAAUUCUAUGCAUUAGAUUGAUGCUUUGUAAUUUGUAAUAAUUAUUACAUUUACAAAUUUGUUUUUUAGCUGAGUUCAUAGGAGGAAAAAUGAUUUUCUGGGAAAGUGAGGAACUUGCUCGAGAAUCCUAGUUUGUUUUUGUAUCUUGGAGUCCGUGACCCUAUGAGAAUACGACUAAGGCAUUCGAAGACCGUCCUACUUAAUUAAGUUGUGUGCACUCUGCAAGGAGGAAGUAUAGCCCAAUAGUGUUCAGUUAUCAAAGUGAGCAUUCUAAAGGGUCUAAAUGUAUAUAUACAAAGAACAGGUUCUUUGAAUUGGUAUUUUUGUGUACAUAAUGUGAAAGCGAAAAGUUACUCAGUGUUUUACUAUCUGCUUUGCUUCUUAUGGAUCAAACUUCGAUGCUUCACAAAUUGACAGCUCUACUGAUUAAUUUAGCUUAUAUCAGGGGUUAAAUGAAAUCGGUAGUAGAACUGCCCAGUUGAGAAUUUUAGCCUUUGGGUUGUGAAGUUGUGAAAACAGAAGUACUGUCAUAUCUGAGUAACACUGCACUAAGUUUGGUGGGGAUUGGGAGGUGGGGGGGGGGGGAACUAAGAUAGAUUCCUAGUGAGAAUUGUCACAUUCUGAUGGAUUAAUCUUUGUACUUGUUGAAAACUAAACCAGGUCGGUCCUUACUCUGACAAUUAUCACUUUGUUGUAUACAUUUAUUUUGUUUUAAUUAAUUGGCUCUCAGAUUUGUGUAGAGAGAAGUCUUUCUCACGUCGUAAAAGCUUAUCAUUACAAAAUAUAUUGUUUAAUUGCUAACAUCUUUAUAAAAAGAUCCAUAUUUUGUGAGAAAAAAAAUCUUUUGUGCUUGUAUGAUCAACAUCUUGCACAUUAUUUUUUCAAAAUAGAGCUAAGAGUUGUAAAUCAUGAGCGGAGUAUUACCACAUGAAGUUUGCAAACUGCUCUACAAUUAUGAUAAUUUGACUUGCCUUUUUGAUGGAAGCAUUGCACUCUUCCUUCACUCAGUUUGUGAUAUUCUGUACCUUUCUUCACCACAAAUUUCUGUGUUCUCCAGCAGCAUUUCUUACGUCUUCUCAUGACCUUUAUUUUAUCUGCAUAAUAUAUUACACAAUAACGGUUGUUCGAACCGUUUGUAUUUUAUCACAGUCUGCACAGUCAUUCCUGACUUAUACAUGAUUAAAGAAAACUUUUUCUUCUCCUUCUGUGUUCCUCUUGUAGAAAGAAAUUUUUUCUCCCAUUUGUGUUUUUGGCAUUUCUGUCCCCUUGGGCUGCCAGAAAAAUGUUUUAUCUUCCUACCUUUGUCCUUUCCUCACCCA